AUGGAGAGUAAAGACACGAAGGAAACUACCUCAGAAGCUACUAUUUCGGAAAAAAACUAUGAUACAUGUAACAAGUUAAAUGAAAUUACCAAAGAAAAGAAAGAGGAACCUCAACAAAAUUUAUCUAAAAAUGCACUAAAAAAACUUCGAAAACAACAAAAAUGGGAGGAAACACGUGAAGCACGCAAAUUGGCUUUAAAAGAAAAAGACAAGAGGAAAAAAGAAGAAAGGAGGAAGGCUAAGGAAUUAGGUCUUAUACAGUUACCACCAAAAAAAAUUAAAGUUGAACAAAUUCCUAGUGAUAUGAAAGUUGUUAUUGAUUUAUCCUUUGAUGAAUUUAUGACCGAAGCGGAAAUUACAUCUUUGUCUUUACAAUUAUCACGCUGUUAUUCAGCCAAUCGAUCAGCAAUGCGUCCUGUGAAUUUAUAUUUUACUUCAUAUGGAGGUCGCGUCCAGGAACGAUUUAAUACCAAACUUCAAAAUCACAUUAAUUGGAAAAAUGUGGUUUUUGAAACAAGAACUUAUUGGGAUUGUUUUAACAAAGAAAAGUUAGUUUAUUUGACAGCCGACUCGGAUGAAUAUGUACAAGAAUUAGAUGAAGAAAAAAUUUAUAUAAUAGGAGGACUAGUGGAUAAAAAUCGGCACAAGAAUAUAUGUUAUAAUAAAUCUCAAAGAGAUGAAAUUGCCUCAGCUCAACUACCCAUAGGAAAUUAUAUUCAAUUGAAUACACGAAAAGUUUUAGCCGUAAAUCAUGUAUUUGAAAUACUUGUUCGUUGGUUGGAAUGUAAAGAUUGGGGAAAAUCGUUUUUGGAAGUAAUCCCACAACGUAAAUUUAACACAAUAGAAAGGAAAAAAAGGCAAGAAAACAAUGAUGUUAAUUCUACAUCUUUACAAUAUCCUGAAUGUGAAGGUAAUGAAAAAUCAUGUGAUGAGUGA
Molecule: messenger RNA, 936 nt
Organism: Rhizophagus irregularis DAOM 181602=DAOM 197198
Lineage: Eukaryota; Fungi; Glomeromycota; Glomeromycetes; Glomerales; Glomeraceae
Biological process (GO): tRNA N1-guanine methylation
Cellular component (GO): nucleus
Molecular function (GO): methyltransferase activity; tRNA binding
Source: RefSeq, a predicted model, not a curated record